Molecule: messenger RNA, 957 nt
Organism: Leishmania braziliensis MHOM/BR/75/M2904
Lineage: Eukaryota; Euglenozoa; Kinetoplastea; Trypanosomatida; Trypanosomatidae
Source: the annotation of a RefSeq genome assembly
UGGCACCUCUGUAAAACGAAGUCGUCGAGUCGCGCGUUCGCAUACACUCGCAGACAACUACACGAGCAGACCCUCCACACUAGCACACAUACACCCGUCGGUGUUAGACAGUAGAAAGUAUUGCGGAGGGCAGAGCAGAUGGGGAGGCAAGAGCGUCGCUUGGGACAUCUUUUCCUCCUCUCCCUCCCUUCAACCCUCGCUCUGCGGGGACUGCUGUUGUCAUCCCGAUGAGGGAUAUAAGUGACUCGAUCAUCGCAGCAGUUUCCGCAUCCACCAUCCCAGCAGCCACAUGGCCGCCACUCUUCACACGCGACCCUCACCCGGAGCCCGCUGUUGGCAGCGACGCCGCCGCCGAAACAAAAAGGCUCCUCGCCGAAGCCUACGAUGAGCAUCACGGAGGAAGAAGCAGCGGAGAUGCCUUUUACCCGCGGUGGACAUUUGGGGCUGAGUACCACGCACAACGGUGGCGGCGGCGCAAUCCCUUUCGAGGGUCUCACCACCAUGGUGCCCGCCGACAGCGCACGUGGGCACGUAGAGCGCCACUCCCACCCCCUCCUCCUAUCUGGCAGCUCAGCGCUGCCGCAGAAAGCGCCGUCGCCGGAGCACACGCUCUCCCUAUUGGUUGGCUGGAAGCCAAAGCAGAACGCGCGGGCUCAAGUGAGGACGAGUGAAUAGACCCUGUCGCGGGAUUGUCACCACACCAUACUGGACACGCUGAACCCACCUGCGUACUUCGGAGUUCGUGCACACACGCACCCACCCCCCCCCAUGGCUACCCCCUCUCCCGCCUCCGGGAAGAGCCACGGCUGUGGACGGCCUGCAAUGUGGCGUGGUGGGUAUGUGUGGCUAUCUCCGCUGCCACUCCCUUGGCGACUUCCUUUUCUCUCGAAUUCUUCUCUCUUUGGCGUUCUGUGAGAAUGUGUGCUUUCCAUGCGCAUACGCACGCAUCCACGCAUU